AUGACAGAUUCACCAAGAACUAGUAUAGGUUAUGAUGAUACCUACUCACAGGUCAUAUCACAAAACGUAUAUUAUGAAGAUGUAACUUACAAUCAAACACCACAAGCGUCAGAUGCGAUACCGAUACCAAGCCCUGUUCAAGAAUCACCAGAGAAAUUAUUUGAUACUGAAAUAAAAAUAAAUCCGAAUAUGAAAUUUCCAACACAUAUAAUUUAUAAUGAGGUUCAUAACUCCCCCAAUUCCUCAUUUGAAGCUUUGCCUUUUCCUCCCAAUCAUUAUAGUCCAUCUGCUUCAUAUGUUGGCGCUAUAAUCAUGACUCUUGUAUUCACUUUAUCGAUCAUUUUUCUUGUAAUAGAAUUUUUAUUUCUUUUUCUCACAUAUAGACAACCAUUUAUUAAGAAAAGCCACAUUAUUGUAUCUCUAUUGAUAUUUUUCAUUUAUCUUGCUUUUGCAUUAGCAUUUAAUAUUAUUGCUGGUCUGGGUAUAUUAUAUACAGAGAUAUAUUCCGCUAUGGUUACUUUAUUAUGGAUUAUACCUCUUCUCUCAUUAUUAGAAUUCUUUGCUGGUUAUUCAGAAUGGCCUAUAAUUGGAGAGAUUACAAUUAGUG
This is a messenger RNA of Dentiscutata heterogama, 607 nucleotides long. The record is from the annotation of a GenBank genome assembly. Lineage: Eukaryota; Fungi; Glomeromycota; Glomeromycetes; Diversisporales; Gigasporaceae.